AUGCAAUGUGCGGUCGUCCUCAUGACUCACCCGCAGGGCGUGGCUCUGGAUGACCUGGUGUACAUCAUGACCCGCAUGGCGCGCCAGAUGGAGGCUGAGGGGAUCGACAAGAUCUUCGCGGCAGCCGAGCAGGCGGCGGCGGCGCUGGAGGAGGCGACGCCGCUGCUGGAGGAGGCCACCCACUUGGCGCGGGAGGUCACCCCCCUGCUGCAGGAGCUGCGGCAGGGCGGGCUGGUCGGAAACCUGGAGCACCUGACAGAGGCGGCGGCGGGCGCGGCGGCAGACAUACAGGCGCUGCAGGCGGCGGUCCUGACUGACGACAACGUGAAGGCGCUGCGCUCGAGUGUGCAGACGCUGUGCCGCACCCUGGAGCACGUGGAGUCCAUAUCAGCCGACAUGGGCGCCUUCAGCCGCGACGCGGGCGUGCAGCGGAACCUCAAGACGCUGAUCCAGGCGCUGUCGCGGAUCAUAGAGGAGUGA
Messenger RNA from Monoraphidium neglectum, 480 nucleotides. RefSeq lists its product as hypothetical. Bases 1 to 480 code for a protein of 159 amino acids. The record is from RefSeq and is a predicted model, not a curated record. The transcript is spliced from 4 exons. Gene Ontology annotation, molecular function: lipid carrier activity; phospholipid binding. Lineage: Eukaryota; Viridiplantae; Chlorophyta; Chlorophyceae; Sphaeropleales; Selenastraceae. Gene Ontology annotation, cellular component: chloroplast inner membrane.